This is a messenger RNA of Nerophis ophidion (straightnose pipefish), 1235 nucleotides long. RefSeq names its product Golgi reassembly-stacking protein 2-like. The transcript is spliced from 9 exons. Gene Ontology annotation, molecular function: protein binding. NCBI's taxonomy places the organism in Eukaryota, Metazoa, Chordata, Actinopteri, Syngnathiformes, Syngnathidae. The record is from RefSeq and is a predicted model, not a curated record. Bases 97 to 1065 code for a protein of 322 amino acids. Gene Ontology annotation, biological process: Golgi organization. Gene Ontology annotation, cellular component: Golgi apparatus.
GGCGGAAGUGCUUGGCAGACAAACCGGAAGCGCAGUGAUAGUUUGGUCAUGUUCUCACCGACUGUCGCCAACUUUUAAAGGCAGUCCUCGGCAGCCAUGGGCGGCUCUGCCAGCAUUCAGGUGCCGGGAGGAGGAACUGAAGGCUACCAUGUCCUCAAAGUCCAGAAGAAUUCUCCAGCCUAUCAUGCCGGACUGGAGCCCUACUUUGAUUUCAUCCUCUCAGUAGGUGACACCAGGCUAAACAAAGACGGCGACACUCUCACGGAAUUGCUGGAGAGGAACGCAGAGAGACCCAUCCAGAUGUUGCUGUACAGCAUCAGGACCUCGGCUGUCAGGGAGACGGCGCUGGUCCCCAGCAAGGUGUGGGGGGGCAGCGGGCUGCUCGGCAUCACCAUCCGCUUCUCCAGCUUCCGAGGAGCCAGAGAAAAUGUUUGGCAUGUCUUGGAGGUGGAGCCAAACUCUCCUGCAGCCAUGGCUGGCCUGCAGGCCUAUGAGGACUACAUUAUAGGCGCUGACUCUUCCCUGCAACAGAGUGACGACCUCUUCAUCCUCAUCGAUGCCUCUGAAGGCCAGCAGCUCCAGCUCCAUGUCUACAACACUAACUCCGCCCACUGCCGCCAGGUGCUCAUCACCCCAGACUGCAAGUGGGGGGGAGCGGGCAGUUUAGGGUGCAGGAUGGCCUAUGGAUACCUGCACAGGGUGCCUGACCCCGCCUCCUCCAGCCAGGUGGGUCUCACAGCCGUCCUUCCAACUCUGCCACUCAGUGCUGGAUUCCAGCAGUCUGGCUCUGCCUGCAGGUCUUCAGAUCUGAUCAGCAUCAAGACAGAUGCAGACGUCCAUGUUGACCCCGUGACCUCCUCAGCCUGCUUUGGACCACCUUCCGUCCAUCCUGCGUCCACACAAGGUCUUCUCCCUCUAACGCAGCCCGGCCCGGCCUCCGCGUCCACUGUGCCUCCGCGCCAACUUCUUCUUCCCACAUCUCACACAAUAGAUGAAACACUUCCCUCGUCUGAUGGCCAAACCAAGGAUUUGGACUCAAACGGUGUGCUGGAUGACCAGCGGUGACCCAGAGACUUUGUGUGUGUGUGUGUGUGUGUGCAGAGAACUUAUUGGAGGGGUCGGGGUGUCUGGUUACUAUUAUAAUGUGGACUACUUGCUGGAAAGUAAAAAAUGUUUCUAAAGUUUUUGACCUUGUUAAAACAUUUGUAAAGUGAGAUAUUAAAGAUGUUGCGUCA